AUGAAGCCCAUCUUCGCCCUCUGUGCCUUCGGCCUCCUUGCCAUCCAGGCUCGAGCCGCUUGCUACAAAUCCGACACUUACUGCUCUGACUGGGGAGCCAAGGUGUGCGAGUGUGAUGAAGGGUACCUGAUGGAGUGCGAGGAAUACCUCGUCUCCGAGGUGGAUGGCGAGGGCGGCGAAUCGUACGCCCUGUGGACGAGGAUCAAAAAUUGCCCCGUCCCGGCCGAUGGAGGGCUCCAGUGUGUCGAUGGGGCAUGUACCUCUUGA
Molecule: messenger RNA, 267 nt
Organism: Aspergillus aculeatinus CBS 121060
Lineage: Eukaryota; Fungi; Ascomycota; Eurotiomycetes; Eurotiales; Aspergillaceae
Exons: 2
Coding region: 1-267 (88 amino acids)
Source: RefSeq, a predicted model, not a curated record